AUGGUGGACUUGCUCCAUGGUAUAGGAUUUACCGGUCUCAAGGCUAUUCUUUCUGGACCAGCUGGAGGUGUAGUUGGGUACGGUGAAACAUGCUACGAUACCAAGUCAAGAACAGCUACUAUUGGAUUUGAUGCUGGUGGAACUUCUACCGACGUUUCACGGUACUGCGACUCAUUGGAGCACAUUUAUGAGACGGUUGUUAGCCAAGUAAGUUUACAAACUCCACAACUAGAUAUAUCUACGGUUGCUGCUGGAGGAGGUUCCAUGCUUUUUUGGAAGAAUGGGAUGUUUGUCGUUGGCCCUGAGUCAGCUGGAUCUGAUCCUGGACCGGCUUGCUAUCGUAAGGGAGGACCCUUGACGGUAACUGAUGCGAAUUUGUUUUUGGGAAGAUUGAUUCCUGAACACUUUCCAAACAUUUUUGGUCCAAAUCAUGACGAGCCACUCGAUGCCAAAACUACUGCUGAAAAAUUCAAGGAGCUUACCGCCGUCAUUAACAAGGAAAAGGAAAGCACAGAAGCUAUGACUCCAGAACAAGUGGCAGAAGGUUUUCUCAAGGUUGCAGUGGAAGCCAUGGCCAGACCGAUCAGAAAUAUCACAGAAGCAAAGGGCUACAAAACUUCAGAGCACAACUUGGCAUGCUUUGGUGGAUCUGGAGGUCAAUUUUCAGUGGCCCUAGCCAAGAAUCUUCUGAUCCGAUCGGCUGCAAUUCACAAGUAUUCUUCGUUAUUAUCUGCUCAUGGAAUCAUGCUCGCCGAUAUCUUGAUAGAGAAGCAAGCACCGCUCACUUGUGCCUAUUUCUGA
Meyerozyma guilliermondii ATCC 6260 is the source of this 801-nucleotide messenger RNA. RefSeq lists its product as uncharacterized. The record is from RefSeq and is a predicted model, not a curated record. The transcript has a single exon. The coding region runs from base 1 to 801 and encodes 266 amino acids. Gene Ontology annotation, molecular function: 5-oxoprolinase (ATP-hydrolyzing) activity. NCBI's taxonomy places the organism in Eukaryota, Fungi, Ascomycota, Pichiomycetes, Serinales, Debaryomycetaceae. Gene Ontology annotation, cellular component: cytosol. Gene Ontology annotation, biological process: glutathione metabolic process.